Diospyros lotus (date-plum) is the source of this 1952-nucleotide messenger RNA. Its product is annotated as glucan endo-1,3-beta-glucosidase 12-like. NCBI's taxonomy places the organism in Eukaryota, Viridiplantae, Streptophyta, Magnoliopsida, Ericales, Ebenaceae. The record is from RefSeq and is a predicted model, not a curated record. Gene Ontology annotation, molecular function: hydrolase activity, hydrolyzing O-glycosyl compounds. Gene Ontology annotation, cellular component: plasma membrane. The transcript has 4 exons. The coding region runs from base 134 to 1525 and encodes 463 amino acids. Gene Ontology annotation, biological process: carbohydrate metabolic process.
CUUUUUCAUCAAAACUCGAUCCAUUGCCAAGCAAGCAUCACCCACGAGGUCCAAUCUUGUAAAUUCAAACCGUUUCAAGCUACUACAAGUCUCACUCCCUCCAACAGCCCAUACUCUGCCAGCAAAGCAAAAUAUGGCUUCCACUUCCACACCCCUCGCCCGUUUCUUGGCCGCGCCGGUGGUGCUCCUCCUCCUGCUCCACGGCGUCUCCGCCGUUGGAAUAAACUACGGCACUCUCGGAAACAACCUCCCUCCGCCCAAGCGAGUCGCCCAGCUCCUCCAGUCCACCCUCAUCGACAAGGUCAAAAUCUACGACACCAACCCCGAGAUCCUCCAAGCCUUCUCCAACACCGGCAUCGACCUCAUCGUCGCCGUCGAAAACUUCCACGUCGCCAACCUAAGCACCGCCCCCUCCGCCGCCGACCAGUGGCUCGCCUCCCGCGUCAUCCCCUUCCUCCCCGCCACCUCCGUCGUCUCCAUCGCCGUCGGCAACGAGUACUUGACCGCCGAUGACCCCCACCUCGACCCCAAAACCCUAAUCCAAGCCAUGCAGAAUCUCCACGCCGCUCUGGCCUCUCGUGGCCUCGACCGGAAAAUCAAGAUCUCCACUCCACAUAGCAUGGCGGUUCUCGCGUCUUCCUUCCCGCCUUCUUCUUCCACAUUCGCUCCCAAUCUCAUCCCUACCAUGAACCAAAUUCUAGGGUUCUUGGCCGACACAAGUUCCCCUUUCAUGGUCAAUGCUUACCCGUAUUUUGCUUACAGAGACAACCCUAGCACCAUCAAUCUCCAAUACGCUUUGCUCGGAAACGCCACCGGCGUUCACGACCCGAAAGGAUUUGUCUACACAAACAUGUUGGACGCACAGAUUGAUGCUAUUAGAUCAGCUAUUACUUCUCUCGGAUUCGGCAACCGGACUGUGAAGAUCACCGUGUCGGAGUCAGGCUGGCCGUCUAAGGGCGAGGCCGGGGAAGCGGCCGCCAAGCCGGAAAACGCCAAGAUUUACAACACCAGGCUGAUUGAGCGUGCGCAGUCCAGCAAAGGGACUCCGAUGAAGCCCAGCGAGAAGGUGGAGAUUUUCGUCUUCGCUUUGUUCAACGAGAACAAGAAGAAGGGCGGCGAGAGCGAGAGGAACUUUGGGAUCUUCAAUGGCGACGGCUCUAAGGUUUAUGAAGUGGAUUUGAGCUGCGAGUUCUGUAGCGGCGGCGAGAAGCUGGAGUUCGGGGAGAAGGCUGCCAGCGCGGCGAGAGGGCCGUCGGUCUGGUGCGUGGCGAAGCCGCACGCCGAGGAGAAGGUGGUUCAGGCAGUUCUGGAUUACUGCUGCGGGCCGGGCGGCGUGGAUUGCAGAGAGAUCUACCAGCAUGGGGAUUGCUUUGAGCCGGACAAGAUUCAUGCGCAUGCAUCGUACGCCAUGAAUGCCUACUAUCAGAUGCAUGGGAGGAACUACUGGAACUGUGAUUUCAAGGGCACUGGUCUCGUCACCUUCAGCGAUCCAAGCUAUGGAACAUGCCGCUACUCUGGACAGUAACACGGAGACAGUACGUACUGAGAUGUAUAUCUUAUUGCUGAAUUAAUUUGGUAAACAGCUGCUAGCUCGAUGGAUCUUUUCUACGUACUGUGAUGCGGCUUGUCUGCACUCGCGCGCAUUUUAACUUAAGUCUUUUCUUUCUUUUGCUUAGAUGACAAAGUUUCUGGGGCCUGGGAAGAAUUUGCAAUAAUUGGUUUAUUCUUGAUAAAGUAGUGUGUGCAUGUGAUGUGGGGGUGGGUGUGUGUGCAAUUAACCCUUUCCUUUACAUAGAGAGAAGAUAAAGACGAACACAAACACAGCUGCACCAGCUUGUGGGAAAAAGUUCAAAAUCUCUCUCCUGUUCAACCUCAAUCAAAGGAAAAGGCGGCUUCUUUUUUCUAAUAUAUGUUUGAAAAGUUUUUCCACCGAAAGCAAAGGGGACACAGAC